Messenger RNA from Lichtheimia ornata, 1110 nucleotides. RefSeq lists its product as uncharacterized. The coding region runs from base 1 to 1110 and encodes 369 amino acids. The record is from RefSeq and is a predicted model, not a curated record. Lineage: Eukaryota; Fungi; Mucoromycota; Mucoromycetes; Mucorales; Lichtheimiaceae. The transcript has 2 exons. Gene Ontology annotation, molecular function: FMN binding; oxidoreductase activity.
AUGACUAUUACAAGCAAAAUCUUUCAACCUCUCAAAGUUGGUGCUACCCAAUUAUCGCAUCGCGUGGUGCUUGCACCAUUGACACGUUUGCGAAACGAUGAUAACCAUGUGCCUACUGAGAUGAUGGCCAAAAUGUAUCAAGAUCGAGCCACUCCUGGUGGUUUAUUGAUUACAGAAGCUAUCCAUCUUUCCAAGCAAGGUACCUAUCCACGAGCUCCCGAGAUUGAUACACAAGCACAGAUCGAAGGUUGGAAGCGUGUGGUGAAAGGUGUCCAUGACAAGGGUGGUAUUUUCUUCGCUCAGAUCUGGCAUAGUGGUAGAAGCACCAAUGCUAUAUUUCGCCCUGAUGGAUCCAAGCCAAUUGCUCCUUCUCCUAUUGCUAUCAAUGGUCUCAAUUCGGCAGGUCUUCAAGGCGAGGUUCCAGAGGAAAUGACCAUCGAUCAGAUCAAGGCUGUGUCUCAGCAAUUUGUGCAAAGCGCCAAGAACUCCAUGGCUGCUGGAUUUGACGGGGUUGAACUCCAUGGCGCUAAUGGAUACUUGAUUGAUAGCUUUAUCAACACAUCCAGCAAUAAGCGCACCGAUGAAUAUGGUGGUUCUAUCGAAAACCGAUGCCGCUUUGUACUUGACCUUGUGGACCAAGUCGUCGAUGCUAUUGGUGAAGAACGUGUUGCCGUGCGCUUUAGUCCUUGGUCCGAAUAUCAGGAUAUGGAAGAUGAGACACCUUACGAAACUUGGGGCUACAUUGUUAAACAGCUCCAAAAGAAUCAUCCCAACUUGGCCUAUUUGCAUUUCAUCGAACACCGUGAACGACCCGAUCCUGAAGAUCCCAACGUGAUCUUGUUCAACUCGCUUGAUCCUAUCCGUAAGCUAUGGAAGGGUCCAUUUAUGUCAUCCGGCUAUACCAACAAGGAAAAAGAAGCCAUUGCAUUGUCGGAUCGUACAGGCGACAUGGUAUCAUUUGGACGUGCAUUUAUUGCUAAUCCAGAUCUUGUCGAUCGUCUCAAGAACGAAUGGCCUCUCAACAAGUAUGAUCGCGACACAUUCUAUGGUGGCGAUGAUCGUGGAUACAAUGAUUACCCUUUUUAUGAUCCCAAGAAUCCUCCUCAAUAG